AUGGCAGCAAAAGGAAAGGGGAUAGAGCCUGCUUUUCCCGAUGAUAUCAUCAAUCGGUCAUUGACAUCCCGACAUUUGAGCACCGUGCGGCAGGUGCAGAUGUUGGAGAAUGAGAUCCGCACUCUCUGUAUUGCCUCGCGUGAAAUCUUUCUUUCACCGCCUAAUCUUCUUGAGCUUGAAGCUCCUAUAAAGAUUUGUGGCAACAUUCAUGGUCAGUACGUAGAUCUUUUAAGGCUUUUCGAAAUUGGGGGAUUCCCUCCGGAGGCCAAUUAUUUGUUCUUAGGGGGAUAUGUGGACUAUGGGAGAGAGAGUAUAGAAACAAUAUGCUUUCUUCUUGCCUACAAAAUUAAAUAUCCCGAAAAUUUCUUUCUUUUAAGAGGAAAUCACGAAUGCACUUCUGUUAAUAUGAUACAUGGAUUCUAUGACGAAUGUGAAGGUCGCUACAACGUGAGACUCUGGAAAGCCUUUAUUGAUUGUUUUAACUGCCUUCUGGUGGCUGCUCUUAUUGGUGAUAAAAUACUCUGCAUGCAUGGUGGUCUUUCUCCUGAUCUACAUAACUUUGAUCAAAUAAGAAAUAUGACUUGUCCAACUGAUGUUCCCGACUCUGGUUUGGUUUGUGACUUAUUUUGGUCGAAUCCUAGCCAAGAAAAAGAUCCUGCAACCAGCCAAUACAAGGUGGUUUUUGUGAAGUGA
Fraxinus pennsylvanica is the source of this 693-nucleotide messenger RNA. NCBI's taxonomy places the organism in Eukaryota, Viridiplantae, Streptophyta, Magnoliopsida, Lamiales, Oleaceae. The record is from the annotation of a GenBank genome assembly.